Molecule: messenger RNA, 2583 nt
Organism: Leguminivora glycinivorella
Lineage: Eukaryota; Metazoa; Arthropoda; Insecta; Lepidoptera; Tortricidae
Product: reticulon-4-interacting protein 1, mitochondrial
Exons: 7
Coding region: 133-1275 (380 amino acids)
Cellular component (GO): mitochondrion
Molecular function (GO): oxidoreductase activity
Source: RefSeq, a predicted model, not a curated record
GCGACUGUCAAUUCCGUAAAAUGUCAAAUACCAAAAACUUGACUGUCAAAACAAAAUAUACAUAAGUCGUCUCACGGAUUUAAGAAAAAUAGACGGAAUUAAGUUAGAGUAUUUCGUUUCUCAUAAUAGGUAAUGGCGGCGGCACGAGCGGCAGGAGCGGCGGAGGCGUGGGCGGGCGCGGCGCGCAUGGCGGCGUGGCGCGCGCACUCGUACGCCGCCGACGACGCGGGCGCGGCCGCCGCGCUGCGCCUCGACGCCGCGCGCCGCCCCGUGCGCCGCGCGCCCGCCGAACUGCUGGUGCGGGUGCACGCCUCUUCCAUCAACCCUAUCGAUCUCGCUAUGAUCCGUGGUUACGGCUCACGCGUGCUAAACGCCUGGCGAGCGCUCGAAGGGAGCGAGGGCUUGGAGUUCCCAUUGACACCGGGGCGAGACUUCGUAGGGACGGUGGCGGGGGCCGCCCCGGGCGCAGCGCUCACCCCGGGGGAGCGCGUGUGGGGCGUGCUGCCGCCGCAUAGAGUAGGGGCGCACGCGGAGUACGUGCUCGCCAAGGACAGCUGGGUGAGCAAAGCGCCGGAGAACCUGGACGACCUGGAAGCGGGCGGCGCGCUGUACGGCGGGCUCACCGCGUGCGCCGCGCUGCGGGCCGCGGGGCUGGCUCCCGGCGGGGCGGGCGAGGGGGGGCGCCGCGUGCUGCUGCUGGGGCUCGGCGGCGUCGGCCACGCGGCCGCGCAGCUGCUCGUGCGCGACACCCACCAUGUGGUGGUGAGCUGCGCCAGCGAGCAAGCGGAAGCGGCGCAAGCAUUAGGAGCGGAGCCCCUCGACCGCCGCCAAGAAGGUUACGCCGAAUCUCUGGCGCAGGCCGGCCCGUUCGACGUGGUGAUAGACUGCGCAGGGCAGGGCGGCGCCGGCGCCGCGCUGCUUCCCUGCGCGUUCGGAGUCUACGUCACGCUGACGUCGCCGCUGCUGCGCCAGACCGACGCCAGCGGCAUACUGCCGGGCACCGUGGCCGCGGCGGCUGAUCUCAUACAGCAGAACCUGGCUGUCAGACAACCUGCGCAGAUAGCGUCUCUGUCCGCGUGGCUGCCGCGCGUGCGCUGGGCGUUCUUCUCGCCGCGCGCGGACGACAUCGCGCUGCUGCGGCGGCGCGCGUCGCGCGGGCACUUCACGGUGUGCGUGGAGCGCGCGUGGGGCUGGCGGCACGCGGGCGACGCGUACGCGCGCGCGGCGCGGGGACACGCGCGCGGGAAACUCAUGAUCGACUUCACCGCACCGUAAAUGCCUGACAUAUGAAAAAAUAAAGUGUUGGUGGAUCGUUUACAGUGUUCUAAGUCGUAUUGGAUUGUAGUGUGGUGGUUUUAACAUGUAAAAAUGUGAAUUGACGCAGUUUUUGGUGACCGAGCGACGCGUACGCUCGGCUGUGCGCGCGGGAAACUUAGGUAAAUGAUAACAGUCAUGAUUGACUUCACCGCACCGUAAUAACUUCACGAAAACAAGUAAAAGUGUGGGUGUGAUCUUGUAGAUAGUAUUCAUAGUCGCGUUGGAUAGUGGUUUGGUGAUUCUAUAAUAUACAAAUGUGUUAAAGUUUUCGGUGGCCGUGCGCGGGAAAUUUUUAAUUUCAUACUCGACUUCACCGCAUCGUAAGUGCGUUUUCACAUUAUCCGAUCCGAUAUGUAGGACCGAUAUCCUAUAAAUAUUAAAGGCGCCAUCUUUGAUUAUUCCUUUGACAUAUUUUCUGAAUCCGAUAUCGGAUCAGAUAAUGUGAAAAUCCCUCGAUUCCUCUUACUCUUAUAUUUAUUUUAAUACUUACUGUUUCUCACUAUCAAAUCUAAGGCACAUUUGUUAGAAGCCUUAUCGCUAAACAUACAAAUGUAGCUUAUCAAUAAACAACCAUUUCAGUUAGAUGACAUAAAAGUAAAAUAGUAAAAUACACAGCAUAGAGUAUAGAGUCAAUACAGCUUGAUGAUAUGAAAGUAAACUCAUGAUGAUAGAUAAACGCUUUAUAAACCGGAAUCCAUACUAAUAUUAUAAAUGGGAAAGUGUGUGUGUCUGUUUGUUUGUCCGUCUUUCACGUCAAAACGGAGCUUUGGUGAAGAUAGUUGAAGGGAUGGAGAGUGACAUAGGCUACUUUUUGUCUCUUUCUAAUGCGGGCGAAGCCGCGGGCAAAAGCUAGUUAGCUUAUAAAUGUUUGUCUUUAACUAUCAUGUUGACUUUUGUAUUUGUAAGAAAGAGACUAAAUACUUUUAACCAAUCAAUUCAGUGACUUUUUUAUGAAUAAGGGGAUUAGUCAGCAAAUAAUAAUAAAUUUUAAAUUGCAACAUUCGGAGGUCCAGACGUCUUACUAAAGAUGAAAUGAAUUUAACCAUGUGUAUGUGGUCAGGAAGACAACACCAUCUAGACAUUUCAACUAAUAAGGUAUGUUUAAGGAACUGUUACCACCUGUUUAGCUUUAAAGUUGACUGUUGAUCAUGCGUCAUGUCAUGAAAUAAAUAAUGUAGGUACAUAUUAUGUACAUGCAACAUCUUAGAUAGUCAGUAUUAUUUAAGAUAUUGAAUAAAAUUUAAUAUCAAAUUUAUAAUUGUUGUA